CCAACCACCCCCAUGAAACAGGAUACCUUAAAGGAGCCCGUCUUUCCGAGGAGCGGGAGAAAGAGAGGCAGAAACCCAACAGACAGCAUCAUGGAGAGCAAGCCGCCUCCCCACCUAGUCAACCGCCUCCAGUGGGACCUGACGGCUGUGCAGAUCAGAAGUGCAACUGAUGAGCUCAUUGCAAGGACCAAGCAGGUGUACGACUUGGUGGGGGCCCUGGAGCAGCAGGAGGUCUCCUAUGAAAACACCCUGAAGGCACUGGCAGCUGUGGAGGUGGAGUACACAGUGCAGCGGAACAUACUGGACUUCCCACAGCACGUCUCCCCACGCAAGGAGGUUCGCUCGGCCAGCACAGAGGCCGACAAGAGGCUCUCGGAGUUUGAUGUGGAGAUGAGCAUGCGGCACGAUGUGUACCAGCGCAUCAUCUGGCUGCAGGAGAAGCUGGAAAACACCGUUAUGAAGCCAGAAGCAAAGAGGUACCUGGAGAGGUUGAUCCGGCUGGGCAGAAGGAGCGGCCUGCAUCUCCCGGAGGAAACGCAGGAGAAAAUCAAAGGCAUCAAGAAAAAGUUGAGUGUGCUUUGCAUCGACUUCAACAAAAAUUUGAAUGAAGAUGUAACCUUUCUGCUGUUCACCAAGGAAGAGCUGGGAGGGCUCCCCGAAGACUUCACAAGCUCCCUGGAGAAGGCAGAGGACGGGAAGCUCCAGGUCACUUUGAAGUACCCUCACUACUUUCCACUGAUGAAGAAGUGCCACGUGCCGGAGACACGGAGACGGAUGGAGGAGCUGUUCAACUCGAGGUGCAAAGAGGAGAACUGCCGGAUCCUGAAGGAGCUUGCGCACCUGCGGGCCCAGAAAUCCGCCCUGCUUGGGUUCGACACACAUGCUGACUUGGUGCUGGAGAUGAACAUGGCCAAGAACUGCGCGGCGGUGGUGACUUUCCUGGACGAGCUGGCCGUCAAGCUGCAGCCGCUGGGCCAGAAGGAGCGGGCGCUGAUGCUGGACCUCAAGCAGAAGGAGUGUGCGAAGCGGGGCCUGCCCUUUGACGGGCUCAUCAACGCCUGGGACAUGCGCUAUUACAUGAACCAGGUGGAGGAGACGCAGUACAGUGUGGAUCAGAACCUGCUCAAGGAAUAUUUCCCCAUGGAAGUGGUGACAGCUGGCCUGCUCGAGAUCUACCAGGAGCUCUUGGGGCUCACCUUUCACCUGGAGGAGAAUGCCCAGGUGUGGCAUAAGGACGUGCAGCUCUACACAGUCAAAGAUGCUGCCUCAGGGGAGACCCUGGGCAAAUUCUACCUGGACCUUUAUCCACGGGAGGGGAAAUACGGCCAUGCCGCCUGCUUUGGGCUGCAGCCGGGCUGCUUGCUUGCCAACGGCAGCCGCCAGAUCGCCGUUGCUGCCAUGGUGGCCAACUUCACCAAGCCGACACAGGACACACCGUCCCUGCUGCAGCACGAUGAGGUGGAGACCUACUUCCAUGAGUUUGGCCACGUUAUGCACCAGCUCUGCUCACAGGCUGAUUUUGCCAUGUUCAGUGGGACCCACGUGGAACGGGACUUUGUGGAGGCCCCCUCGCAGAUGCUGGAAAACUGGGUGUGGGAGAAAGAACCGCUGCUGCGCAUGUCCAAGCACUACAAGACCGGCAGCCCCAUCCCGGAUGAGCUGCUGGGAAAGCUUAUCCGAUCGCGCCAGGCCAACACAGGACUGUUCAACUUGCGGCAGAUUGUCCUGGCCAAGGUCGACCAGGCCUUGCACACACGGAUGGAAGUCGAUGCUGCGGAAGAGUACGCCAGGCUUUGCGAUGAGAUCUUGGGUGUCCCAGCGACUCCAGGUACAAACAUGCCAGCCACAUUUGGCCACUUAGCAGGAGGUUACGAUGCCCAGUACUACGGCUACCUCUGGAGUGAGGUCUACUCCAUGGACAUGUUCUACACCCGGUUCAAGCAGGAGGGCAUCAUGAACCCCAAGGUGGGGAUGGACUAUCGCACCUGCAUCCUCUGCCCGGGGGGCUCUCAGGAUGCCUCCGACAUGCUGCUCAGAUUCCUUGGCCGAGCCCCGAAGCAGGAUGCCUUCCUGGCCAGCAAAGGGCUGGUGGUGGAGCCCAGUGGGUGAGCCGUGGGCCGCCCCCUCCCUGGCCAUGCAAGUCCCUCCUCUCUGACCUUGGUCGUAGCCACGCCGCUCACCCACGAUCAUUCUUGGCAGUUGCCAUUCUGCAGAACUGACGCCACGUCCGUCUUGCUGUGGCCAGCUGUGUGAGAGAGGAAGCCUGCAGCGGGGGGGCGGGAGCACAAGCUGGGUGGCCUAAGGGCUGGCAGCCUUCUGUCAGUCUUCCCUUGCCCAGCACCCCCCAGAUGCGCUGCACUGCAGCUCCCUGCCAGCUGGGUGUAGCAGUCUGAGUAUCUGGAGAGUGCCGGGUCGGGGAAGACAACUCUGUGGGGGGAGGGGACACAUUUUUGGAGCAACAGAGGGAAAAUGGGGGGAAAGAAGCAAUGAAUUGCGAUUCAAUUGCUCUUUCCAAAAAUGUUGCCCAAUUCCAUACUUCUUCACAAAAAUGGGGAGCCAAUAUGGAAACAUAAGGUCAUUUUCUACCUCCAAACGGUUCUGGGGAAGGAAAGGCAGGGCAGGCUGGGCCAAGGGGCUGGAACCGGUCUCUUUUCUUGGCAAGCACGUGCCUAGAUGGUGGCACGCAGGCAGCCAUUGCUCCAGGGUGGCCCUGCUCUUUGCAGACUGACCCGCCCUCGAUCCACCUGCUCCUGGGAGCCAGUUGCAAAGGCAGCCUUCCCUGCUCAGCUUCUCAGGGGUCCUUCCAGCUCGGCUUGCUUGGUGUAGGCUCUGCACACCUUUGCUUGCAAGUGAGGCUUCCUGUGUUCCUGGGCUUGCUUGCAGGCGAAUGUGCCUGGGAUCCGGCCUGGGUCAGGGGAUGAGGGCCGCCCCAGGAACCAGGGGCGCAUGGCACGCAGCCAACCUGCACCCAUAUGGUGGGGGCAGGUGCUCUGCAUGCGGAUGCUGCUGCGGAGGCUGCAUGUGGGGCCCUGGAUGUUCUCUGGGGCACGUGCAGCUGUGUGGGUUAGGACUCCCAGGCUCAUUUGAUGUCCAGUGUCUAUGGGUUCUAUGUCUGCCCCUUUGGCCCCGUUCACUGGUCCCUGUUCUGUGUGUGUUGGUUUCUGUGUCAAAUAUUCUGGCUUUGGACUGGCCCAAAGUUUUUUUCUUUUCACUUACUGCUUCCACCCAGAUGUUCUUGGUCACACAAAGAACAAAGGGAAAUAAGUCUUGGAAGAAGGGAGGGUUCCACACGCAGGCCAGGGCGGGAAGGGAGUCGUGCCUCCUGGGGCAGCGAAGCGGCACUCCUCUGCCCCAGCACCUGUACCGGGAGGCCUGGGGGUGCCUGAGACCACCUUGGAUGGUGUUGCAGGUCAGCAGAAAACUAAAAAUUGCCAUCCCUUCUGGGGGUACUGUGAAAGUCUAUAGGAAAAACACACCUGGCCUUUCUGCCUUUAAUGCUUUUUGGUCUCAAAUGGAUUGCAGAUGGAACAUUUUCCUGCAUGGGGCACCCUCUCCCUUACUGCUCUUAGAGUUUGGGGUUUAGAUAUUUUGACCAAGGCUCACCCAAUAAAGUUUCUAAAAAUGUUAA
This is a messenger RNA of Varanus komodoensis (Komodo dragon), 3628 nucleotides long. RefSeq names its product thimet oligopeptidase-like. Gene Ontology annotation, biological process: proteolysis; peptide metabolic process. Gene Ontology annotation, cellular component: mitochondrial intermembrane space. The record is from RefSeq and is a predicted model, not a curated record. Lineage: Eukaryota; Metazoa; Chordata; Lepidosauria; Squamata; Varanidae. The transcript is spliced from 13 exons. Gene Ontology annotation, molecular function: metalloendopeptidase activity. The coding region runs from base 13 to 2109 and encodes 698 amino acids.